Talpa occidentalis (Iberian mole) is the source of this 4380-nucleotide messenger RNA. RefSeq names its product CTD small phosphatase 2 (gene CTDSP2). The transcript has 8 exons. Bases 5 to 820 code for a protein of 271 amino acids. Gene Ontology annotation, molecular function: RNA polymerase II CTD heptapeptide repeat phosphatase activity. NCBI's taxonomy places the organism in Eukaryota, Metazoa, Chordata, Mammalia, Eulipotyphla, Talpidae. The record is from RefSeq and is a predicted model, not a curated record.
GCAGAUGGACCGCGGCCCCGUCAUCGCCCAGGCGCGGCGCGAGGACGCCCCGGCGCGCGCGCGCCCAGGCCUGGUCUCCAAGUCCUCUCCCAAGAAGCCUCGUGGACGUAACAUCUUCAAGGCCCUUUUCUGCUGUUUCCGCGCCCAGCAUGUUGGCCAGUCAAGCUCCUCCACUGAGCUCUCUGCGUACAAGGAGGAAGCCAACACCAUUGCCAAGUCGGAUCUGCUCCAGUGUCUCCAGUACCAGUUUUAUCAGAUCCCAGGGACCUGCCUGCUCCCGGAGGUGACAGAAGAAGACCAGGGAAGGAUCUGCGUGGUCAUCGACCUGGAUGAGACGCUUGUACAUAGCUCCUUCAAGCCAAUCAACAACGCCGACUUCAUAGUGCCUGUGGAGAUCGAGGGCACCACUCACCAGGUGUAUGUGCUCAAGAGGCCUUACGUGGACGAGUUCCUGAGACGGAUGGGGGAGCUCUUUGAAUGUGUUCUCUUCACCGCCAGCCUGGCCAAGUACGCGGACCCUGUGACAGACCUGCUGGACAGGUGCGGGGUGUUCCGGGCCCGCCUGUUCCGCGAGUCCUGUGUGUUCCACCAGGGCUGCUACGUCAAGGACCUCAGCCGCCUGGGACGGGACCUGCGGAAAACCCUCAUUCUGGACAACUCGCCUGCAUCUUACAUCUUCCACCCUGAAAACGCCGUGCCCGUGCAGUCUUGGUUUGACGACAUGGCAGACACCGAGUUGCUGAACCUCAUCCCGAUCUUUGAGGAGCUAAGCGGGGCAGAGGACGUCUACACCAGCCUGGGGCAGCUGCGGGCCCCGUAGCCUUCCUUGCUCCCGAGCAACGGCCACCCCAGCAGGGGCUUUCCUACACUGUGCCUUCAAGAUCAGCCUGACGAGGAAGUUGGCGCAUCUCACCAAACGGGGCCUGGAGCUAGAAAUGACUGGAAAGCUCUAGAACAGGCUCGGUGCCAGAUGGGCAGCUGUCAGACCGACGAUACCCAGAGGUCCCCACUCCGAGUUGGUUCCCAGGAUGAGAGAGAGAGAGAGAGUGUGUGUGAGAGAGUGAGUGAGUGUGAGAGACUGUCCUGCCCUGACCUGUGGCCUUGGGAUAUAAGUGUUUCAGGUUGGGAGAGAGGCUGAAAGAUCAAGAUUCUCCCCAAGUUACUCAUCUCCCAUCUGGUCACCCGGAGAGCCACUGAGUUCCUAGGGAUGAAGACUAUUGAGGCGCCACUGCCAAACUCACGGCCUUUCCCCGGCGUGAGGCGGUGCCAAGCAGAAAGGAAGGGUCAGAGGCAGCCUUCGGGCGCCCAGGCACACACUUGUCCGGAACCUUCCUCCAGUCAGCUGCUGCAGGCAAAGAUGUCUCUUGGAAGAGGAAAACUUGUUUCCAGAACCGGCAGCCCCGUGGCCGGCAAGUCCUGCAGCCCAGAGGCUGCGCUCGCCUCCAGCUGAGUGCCUGGUCGGCCCUUCUGUGCCUCCUCGAGGCGCGGGUGCCGGGCCUGCCUUCCUCACACCUAGCCAUCGCCGUGAACCUGUGGGGAAGGAGGUGGCCGCCCUGCCCUGGAGGAGGACAGAUAACUGAUUUCCGUUCUUUUGACUCUUAAAAUUCUUUCUAAACAUGGAGUGUUGGACCUGUUUUGCUUCUGACAAAGCUGCAGUCCUGGGCUUGAGAUGAGUAUGAGAGGCGUUGGGGGUGCAGGGAGAGGAAACUCCCAGAAGCAUGAAUGUGUAUCGCCUUGGCUUGUAGAGCGGCUGAGCUCAGGACUGUCCGUGCGUCAGCUCUUCAGGGAUUCUGCUUUGCUGGUGCGAGGACUCUUGUUCCAAAGCCUGGCAGGGAAGGCACUCCGAGCCCCGACUCUCCUGUUUCUGGGGUGUCUUCCCUCCGGCCCGCCCUGCUCCUGGCCCCCGCUCUAGUCUUCACCCCCCAGCUGUUGCUUGUUCUCUCCAGGGCCUUGGGCACACUCCUGCUUCUGCUGGACUGAGGGUGGGGUUCCCAGCACUCACUCUGCCAGCCUCAUGCACAGCCUCCUGGGGGCAGGUGUGCGUGGCCCUCACACACCUGCCCUUUGCGUGUGUCUUGCUUUCAAAGUUUCUCAACAGUGAAUGCUUUAAAAAGUCAAAAAAUGGAAGUUUCCCCUGGAUGGAAAACAAAAGGGGAAGUGCUGCUGUAAUUGGGAGCACAAGGGGACCCCCCCCCAAGAGGGAGCCCCACCUCAGCCCCUCACUGCCUUAAUCAUGGCCUCCCCGGGACUGGGUGGGUUUUCUCCUCUCUCCCUCCCCGCCCUCCAGGGUGGGAGUGCCCAGCCGGCUCUGUUCUCCCUGGAGUCUGGUGUCAAAGCAUUUGUAAGUUGCUUCAGGUGCGAGGACACCUCCCACUCAGGACACAUCCCCAUCUCUUCCUCAGUUUCCACACAAGGCCCAGCUGGAGAACUAGCCGCUUCUGAGGAAACCAGGUGGUGGAGCAGCAGCGGGUGGUUCUGAGCGGGAGCAACUUGCUGGUGUGUCUCCAGCUGGUGGCGCCGUCUACUCCGGCCCAAGGCCAGGAGGCCUUGUCUUCGCCUUUGCUGUGGCAGGCAUGGAACCAGAUGCCGUGUCAUUCCCCCAACACCACCCCUGGUACCCGCGGGGCCCCCCAGGGAGGGAGGAGGGCUCAGGUGCAAGCUGGAACCAUCUUCUGUAGGAAAAUAGGAGCUGCGGAUGCUGAGGCCGACUCUGGCUUCAGACCCAGCCCAGGCUAGGCCUCCAGCCCAAGGUGAGGGGGACUCUGGCUAGACCCCCCCGAGGGCCAGCCCGUGGGCCAGAUCACCUGCCAUCUGGGCCCAGCCAAGCUUUGACUAAACCAGCAAUAAGAGGCUCUAAACUGACCCAGCUCCUUGGUCCCGUUCUGCCCUCCUGAGGGUCUCCCUGUUCGGGUCCAAGAGGGGCAGGGCCCCUCCUUUGCAGCCAGGCGCCCUGGGCUCCGAGCUGCUCGUCUGGCUGGAGUGUCCGGAUGCUUCUGCCUGACCCCUGCUCGCGAGGCCUCAUUCCCGUCAGACCCCUGCUCUGCCCGCCUGCAGUUUCUCAGCGGAAACGCCCUUCCCAACCCCCCUCUUCCCAGAGAGCAGAUUGGCCAAAUAAAUCCAAACGCGGCUGUCACGCCGCCCGCAGUCACUGUUGGCUGUUGGGUUUCCCGUUUCAGUGUGUGAGGAGCGGGCGCUCCUCGGAGGAAUCGGACAUGUUGGAGGGCCUGGCGGGGAGGAGGUGCCGGUUCUGCCCAGGGUCUGCUCUGGGCCUUCCUGCUCUUCCCACCUGAGGCUGGUCUUGGGAAGCGAUAGGCCGCCCUGCGCCAAUUCAAGCCAUGCCAGGAAUCUGCCCACUUGCCAGGUUCAGUUCUUUAAGGUGCCUCUUCAGGGACACAGCGUGUCUCUCUGAUUGGGCUUCUAAAUCAAAAGCCUGACGUUUGUGUCCCUCUCAUAGGGGGAGCCUUGGACACAGGACCAGUUUGGAAAGGGCCAGGUAGGAGUGUCCACUCUGCACAUUGUAGAGGGGGCGCUCUGCAGGCCCUGGGUCCCUUGCUAUAGAGGGGUGGAGUAAAUUUGCCUUCAGUUUAACCUGGGACCUUCUGUUUAGCUCCCUCCUGCCUCCCAAAGAUUUUUGACUAUUUUGUAAAUGUAUAAACUCACCUCUUAAGUGACCCAGAAGCUUCUUUGUGCUAAAAGCAUGGAAGUCUAAAUGGCAGUGUCUCCCGGGAAAUGGAUCCCGUUCUGUCCUGCCCUGCCCUGCCCUGUUCCCCAGGCUCGCCAGGGGGGGCUGCCCCGUGGACAGGCGUCCUGCGCCCAGCCAGACCCAGAGUCGGGGGAGCUGGGCGGUUUCCUCGAGUCUUCAGUUGGUUGCCUGGUUGCCACUGUUGACUCAAUCACCUGGUUUUUUUUGUUGGUUUUUUUUUUUUUUUGUAACAUGAGGAUUUAGGAUUUUUUUUACCGGCUGGUAGAUAUUUGCAUUUGGGGAGGGGAGGGGAGCCAGAGGUCUGGCCAGCUGCCCGUUCCUUCAGUGCUGUGGGCUUGCUCCUGGAGGAGACCCUCUAGGCCCUCCGAACUUUGCUUGUAGUUACCCCAAGACUGACCUUCUCCCUGUUGUGCCACUUUCCCCUUCACGAUGCCAUUUGGAGGGCAGGGGUCUGCUCCCCAGCAUGACGGGCGUUGGGGGUGAUUCUGACUACCUUGCUUACAGAUUCUUGGUUUGAUAAAUUUGUUGUACUCAAAAACUUGAAAUGUAGGACGCCAUUAAGUGUCUGUUUAUAUUUUUGGAAUAUUUGUAUUACUUACACUUAAUUAAUAAAAGUGGGUUUAAAAACUCCACCCAGGAGUGGGCGCUGCCUCCUGACCCUGCUGCUGUUUAUUUGG